This is a messenger RNA of Bradysia coprophila, 1071 nucleotides long. RefSeq lists its product as uncharacterized. The record is from RefSeq and is a predicted model, not a curated record. Lineage: Eukaryota; Metazoa; Arthropoda; Insecta; Diptera; Sciaridae.
AAUAAUUUGUAUUUACUUCUGAACGUACUGAACAGACGUAUUUUGAAUUAUAUAUUUUGCGUCGCAAUCUCAUUACGGUGUUAGGUGUUUGUUUAGUGUAACCGAGGGUGUAACAUUGCAAUUCAAUAUAAUGAAACAAUAUUUAAUUUGGAGCUGUGUAAUUGUGUAUGCUUUAAACGCUUGUUUUGCGAGCAAGCACACGUACGGUGUGCCAAAUUUAGGUGGUGACGUAUUUUUCUCCAAGAAGGUCAUAGAUCAAGUCACCGAAGAGCCAAAGAACUACACAAUUAUAUUCAAAUAUUUGGGUGGCAAAAUUCCAACUGUUCUGUCUUAUUUUGAAGUUGAUGUUAAUGUAUUUAGUGAAGGUGGUAUACAAGUAACAAAUGAAAUGAAGAAUAUUGACGCAACUAUAUCCAUACCUAAUGCACGGAAUGUCACAGCAACAAUAUCUCUGCACGGAUUCGGUAAGGAUCUAAUACCACUACUGAGUCAAUGGCCAUACAAAAAGGACGAUGCGUCAUCGAACAGUUACACAGUUGUUUACGUGAAGAAUGCUAGACCACCUAAGAAACCAUCAGCAUCAAAUUCAAUUGGAGCUAGGCAGAAGGGCGAUCGACUAAUUCAUUUUGAAAGCCGAAAUGUAACGAACAUUAGCCGCUUCCCAAGCAGAGCAUUUGAAUAUUCCGGCGAUGAGUCCAUCACUUAUGUUCGAUUUGCCUUUAAUUCACCGACCGCCAUGGCUCUUAUUAACACGACAUUUAUAUCUGAGAAGAGCUUUAACGCUGUUGCAUACGAUAUGAAUACGGAGCAUUUCGUCGCCAAUAUUUCAAUAUACGGAUUUGAUUACCUUUUUAGUCCAUAUAAUUAUGUUAAUUUAUUGGGAAUGAAUACCACCAAUUUUAACUAAAUUUCAUUUAUUUAUUUAACUUUAGUUUGUACAAUUGUUCGUCGAUAACACUGACUGAAAUUAAGUGUUCUGAGAGUAUAUCUUCGAAUAUGUCCAUGUUGGAAAGAUUAACAACACUAAAAGGUUAGAAAUCUUAUAAAAGUACGACGCAAUAAAAAUUUGUA